Messenger RNA from Triticum dicoccoides, 2358 nucleotides. Its product is annotated as O-fucosyltransferase 19-like. Lineage: Eukaryota; Viridiplantae; Streptophyta; Magnoliopsida; Poales; Poaceae. The coding region runs from base 1 to 1827 and encodes 608 amino acids. Gene Ontology annotation, cellular component: cytoplasm. The record is from RefSeq and is a predicted model, not a curated record. The transcript is spliced from 8 exons.
AUGGCCGCGGCCGCGACGUCGUCCACCACACCCGCGGCAACCACUUCCACCGCCAACAACACAACCACCGCCUGCUGCUCAUCGUCGUCCUCCUCGUCGUCGUCGUCCUCCGCCACCAGCCCCGGCCCGCACCGCAGGCGCCUCAACGACAUCGAGCGCGGCGACGACUGCUGCUGCGGGGGCGGCGACCCCUUCCUCGCCCUCGAGGACGGCGAGGGCGCCCACGGCCACGGCGUCCCCUUGCUGGCCGCCGGCGCGGCCUGCGGCGGGAGGGCGUCGCUGUUGGCGCGGAGGAGGCGCGCCGCGGGGCACGCCUGGAUGAGGGCCGCCGUGCUCUGCCUGCUCGGCCUCGUCGCGGUCGUCGGCUUCCUGGGCUCCCAGUCGCAAGGCGGCCGGGGAGGAGCCGGCGGCGGCGGCGGCGCCGCGGCCGGCGCCGACGGCGAGGAGGGCGGCAGGCUCGUGCAGAGGGUGGAGGUGGCCGACGCCGACGUGAUGGGGUGGACGGAGGAGAACCUGACGGCACUCACCCGCCGCCCGCCCGAUCCUCCGACACCGGAGAUAUGGAUGAAGCCAGACAGCGGGGGUUACAGCCAGUGCAUCGCACGCCCAAAGAAUCAGCGCAGGACUGACAAUGCGACUGUCGGCUAUCUGAUUGUCGACGCAAACGGCGGGCUAAACCAGAUGAGGAUGGGGAUCAGUGAUAUGGUUGCAGUGGCAAAGAUCAUGAAUGCGUCACUGGUAAUCCCCACUCUGGAUCAUCAGUCGUUCUGGACUGAUGCAAGUGACUUCAAAGAUAUAUUCGACGUGGAUCACUUCAAGGAAACAUUGAAGGAGGACAUUGUGGUUGUAGAUUCCCUACCACCAGCUUAUAGGAGGGUGAAGCCCUACGCGAGAGCGCCCACAUCCUGGUCCAGGGCUUCCUUUUACAGAGAUUUCUCAAAGAUACUGAAGAAGUACAAAGUAGUGAGAUUUACCCAUACGGAUUCACGGAUUGUCAACAACGGCCUCGCUCCUUCUCUCCAAAGGCUUCGAUGCCGUGCAAACUACAAAGCGCUUCAGUACAGGAAAGAGAUUGAAGAACUUGGUACUACCCUAGUUGAGAGACUGAAAAGGGGAUCAGACCAUUACAUCGCACUUCACUUAAGAUACGAGAAGGACAUGCUGGCUUUCACUGGCUGCAACCACAACCUGACACUUCAUGAGGCAGACGAGCUGACUGAUAUGCGACUCAAAGUGAGACACUGGAAGGAGAAGGAGAUCAACAGCGGGGAGAAGCGGCUCCAGGGUGGGUGUCCCAUGACGCCUCGCGAAGCUGCUGUGUUCCUCAAAGCCAUGGGAUAUCCUUCCAGCACUAAAAUUUACAUUGUGGCUGGUGAAAUUUACGGGGCACACAGCAUGGAUGCGCUGAAAGCAGAAUACCCAAACAUUUACACGCACUACAGUCUAGCCACAGUAGAUGAACUAGAGCCGCUCGAGUUGUACCAGAACAGGCUAGCUGCUGUGGACUAUAUCGUGGCCCUGCAGAGCGAUGUCUUUGUGUAUACCUACGACGGAAAUAUGGCCAGGGCAGUUCAGGGUCACCGAAGAUUCGAAGGUUUCAGAAAAACUAUAAACCCCGACAGGCUGAAGUUUGUAGAGCUCAUUGACAAACUCGACGACGGUUCCAUGCCCUGGGAUGAAUUCCAAAGUGAAGUGAGGAAGCAUCAUGAGGAUAGACUUGGAGGUCCGUAUGACAGAUUACCUGGUGAGAGUCCAAGGCAGGAGGAAUACUUCUACUCAAACCCUAUCCCUGGAUGCCUGUGCAAAAAGGUGCAGAGAGUAAAGUGAAGCAGGCUUGUCUCAAAGGGAAAUGGUUCGGUCUUCAGAGACGCUGCUGCCGGCUUGGCAGCAGGUGUAACACGGAUGGAGAUGACACUUCCUCCACAUGACAGGGGUGGCCGAAUAGAGAGGAUCCUAGUUAACUGACAGAGACCAGCCAUUUUGAUUUUGAUUAUUUCCUAGGCUGACUACACAUGUAGUUGAGGGCAUGGGGCCAAGAAUUGCAUUGUUGAGAGGAAACUUUUUCUACUGGAAAGAUGGAACGAGCACAGAGAUGUCGAAGUACUUGAAGGAUCAUACCAGCAAUUAUACAGGAGCAGCUAAAGUGAAAACACGUUAGGUCGAGGUCAUACACUCUCCUCAUGCUCGUGAUGCUUCCAAUUCGUUGUAGCAGUGACAUUAAACACUGGGUGGGUUAGUAAGAAUAAUGAUGUAUCAUGCUAUGUUUUUCGGCUGUAGAAAUCUGCUACCAGUCUAGACUGACAAUUGUCAAAAUACUUCUUAGUGUAGUUCAGAGCAAUAAAUUUUUUGUAAAUUUUA